This is a messenger RNA of Lachnellula hyalina, 915 nucleotides long. Its product is annotated as Protein alcS. Bases 1 to 915 code for a protein of 304 amino acids. Gene Ontology annotation, cellular component: plasma membrane. The record is from RefSeq and is a predicted model, not a curated record. NCBI's taxonomy places the organism in Eukaryota, Fungi, Ascomycota, Leotiomycetes, Helotiales, Lachnaceae. Gene Ontology annotation, molecular function: acetate transmembrane transporter activity. The transcript has 3 exons.
AUGGCCGUUGAACCGAAUGGCAACCAGGUUCGAGCCAAUGGCAACGGGGAUUCUUUGGAGAAGGAUUUCUCAAACCAACAUCACCUGAACGACACUAACAUGAGCGGCGAUGAUGCGUUGAGGAGAAUCCGGACCGCGGGCAGCAUCUCCAUCUCGCCUGAGCUUUUCGAGAAGCUCUAUCUCUCUCCUCAAAAUGCGGUUAAGGGUGAUCUACGAAAGACCUUUGGUAACCCUACACCUAUCGCUCUCCUGGGCUUCCUACUCGCCCUAUCUCCGCUCUCUUGUGACUUGAUGGGCUGGCGAGGGUCUGGCGGCAGUGGUGCUGCUGCAAUCGGUGCCUAUUUUUUCUUCGGUGGUCUGCUUAUGCUGGUUGGUGGUUUCCUCGAAUUCAUACUUGGCAACACUUUCCCAUCCGUCGUCUUCAUGGCCUUUGGUGCUUUCUGGCUUACAUUCGGCUCGACUCUCCAACCUUUCUACUUCGCAUACGGCUCGUACUCCCCAACUACCACUCCAGCGGACGGUCUACAGACUGUCGGUUUCACUGCCUCGUUCGGAUUCUUCCUAAUCUUCAUGGCCCUUCUCAGCUUCAUCUUCCUGAUCUGCUCCCUGCGAACGAACAUAUGCUUCGUCGUCAUAUUCUUCACUCUUACUCUGGGUUUCAGUCUCCUUGCUGGGGCUUACUGGCAGUCCGCCAACGGUAUUGGCCGCAAGGAUGCUUCUGCAAUAGCACUGGCUGGACGUUUACAGAUUGCUGGCGGUGCCAGCCUCUUUGUGACCUCUAUGGCCGGUUGGUGGAUCUUCUUCGCUAUCAUGCUCGCUGCCUUGGACUUCCCAUUCCAGAUUCCCGUUGGCGACUUGAGCACACUGAUCAAGGGUGCGAGCACCAGGCAAAAGGAAAAGGAGAACAUGGUUUAA